Messenger RNA from Lineus longissimus, 1701 nucleotides. Its product is annotated as G-protein coupled receptor 52-like. Gene Ontology annotation, biological process: G protein-coupled receptor signaling pathway. Bases 193 to 1230 code for a protein of 345 amino acids. NCBI's taxonomy places the organism in Eukaryota, Metazoa, Nemertea, Pilidiophora, Heteronemertea, Lineidae. The transcript has a single exon. Gene Ontology annotation, molecular function: G protein-coupled receptor activity. Gene Ontology annotation, cellular component: membrane. The record is from RefSeq and is a predicted model, not a curated record.
AGAAAAAUAGGCACCAUUAGCAUCUUGAGAACCUAAUCUCGUAGUUAAAGACGAAAGUAAAUAGAUACAAAUUCACUUCUGUGGGUCAGUUUGCGUACGAAUGAUUUGAAGGCCAGCAAGUAGGAUGGUAUGCUCUCCCGAUCGGAUAUAGGAAAGUUUUCUCCCAUAAGUUACUGUUAAGCCAAGCGGAACAUGUCAACUUCUGGCAUUUCAACGAGUAGUGCACCAACGUGUGGAGUAUAUGGAAAAUACAUGUGCAACUACCAGCCCGGAUAUGCAGUCAUAAUCUUUUUGGUGACGUUAUUCAUACUUGUUGGAAAUAUCUUCAACCUCCUUGUGCUUACUCGGACUCGAGCCAUGCACAACAACCCUGGGUACUACAUGAUCAACUUAGCAGUCACGGAUCUGGGUCUGGGCAUUAUAUGUGGUAUUUGGGCCGUACCACUGUCAGUCUCGGGAUUGUUCCAGUACACUGAAGGCUCCAUGAUCGUGCAUGGUUUCUUCGCACAGUUAUUCUGUGCCGUGUCAAUCUGCACGCUUGGUGGAGUAAGUUUUGACCGCUACCUUGCCAUCAGUCGACCACUUCGCUAUCCGAGCAUAAUGACAGGCAAAGUCUGUUUCGUCAUAAUCAUCGUAAUAUGGAUCGUAAACGUAUUGGUCAUGGUGCCACCUUUUUGUGGAUUUGGAAGUUAUAUCUACAGCGAAAACACUUUCGGCAGCCAUUUUGAUUUCAUGGCAGAUAAAGGCUUGAUGAUAUAUUCGUUCUCAAUACAGAUAUUCCCCGGGAUGGUGGUGGUCAUUUUUAGCUAUGUGCAAAUAUUCCUGAUCACACGGCGUCAUAUCCGAGCGAUCAACAUCGCAGGACCGCGAGGUGGAGGAAAGAUCUCAUCAAACAAAGCGAUGAAAACGUUAGCCAUUACCGUUCUUGUAUUCUUUGUCUGUUGGAUACCGUUCACAGUCCAGCAGAUGGUCGUGGCAUCGAUUAACCACCACCCUGAAAUCGACAACACACCGACCGACAGUGACAACACACCGAGACCACUUGACUUCAUCUUAACAUGGCUGGCCGUGAGUAACAGCUUCAUGAACUGCAUCAUCUAUAGCGUCACGAACAAGGAGUACCGAAACGGCGCAAGGAAGAUUCUGUACGCCAUGGCGGGGAAAGUCCCACCUCACCAGCACCAUGAAACGUCAUUUGCCCCGUCCUCGACAUCAUCCACGGUCAAAUGAAACAUGUAUGGUUCACGUGUUAUUCAUUGGCCUGGAUGCUGCAAGAACUGCAGCCGUGUCAAGCGUAUUUCAGUUCAACCAAUCACCAAUGGUGGCGCCAUCAGUACUAUUUGCUGAGGACUACAUCCUUAACACUGACGGUACAUUAUUUGAGAUCAUUCUCUUUGAUGAUACCAAAAAAAGUUUCAACAGAUGGUGAAAACUGAAAACGAUUGGCCAAAUUCGGACAAUGACUAACACGUGAGCCAAAUAUCAAACAUUAGAAGAAAGUACUGAGAUAAGGAAUAACAAGGUACAUGUACCUAGAACUUGAACAAGAGAAUUUAGAUAUUGUAUAUAUCAUGAAUGUCGCACAGAGAUAAUACACUAUCUGCACCUAAACUUGAGAAUAUCUUUAAAGGGGUAAGCUGUCCGUAUUUACCGGUAAUCGUAGAAAUGCAUUUACGCACAAUGCCGUAGUGCAGUUAUCAU